Osmerus eperlanus (European smelt) is the source of this 1593-nucleotide messenger RNA. Its product is annotated as glucagon receptor-like. Gene Ontology annotation, biological process: cell surface receptor signaling pathway; adenylate cyclase-modulating G protein-coupled receptor signaling pathway. The record is from RefSeq and is a predicted model, not a curated record. Gene Ontology annotation, cellular component: plasma membrane. The transcript is spliced from 12 exons. Gene Ontology annotation, molecular function: glucagon receptor activity; peptide hormone binding. Lineage: Eukaryota; Metazoa; Chordata; Actinopteri; Osmeriformes; Osmeridae. The coding region runs from base 6 to 1232 and encodes 408 amino acids.
AUGAAAUGGUCUAUGGAAAGGUGCUGGAAGAAACCUACCUUAAAUGGAUCCAGUACCGAGAGGAGUGUAGACAAAUGAUUCAAGAUGAGCCCUUUCCUCAAGGCCUUUUCUGCAACAGGACAUUUGACCGAUAUGCCUGCUGGCCUGAUGGGACACCAGGGGCUUUGAUCAACGUGUCCUGUCCCUCCUACCUGCCUUGGUUUGACAAGGUGUCUCACGGUGUGGUGCUUCGCCAGUGUGGUCUUAACGGACGCUGGGUGCUGAUUGAGGACGGACAGGUUUGGAGAGACAUGUCCCAAUGCGAGGACGAGCCGGAUGUCACGUCUUACGAGCUGUGGUUCAAGCAGUUGAUGGUGAGCUUCAAAACUCUCUACACAGUGGGCUACACCCUGUCUCUCUGCACCCUGAUCUCAGCUCUUAUCAUUCUCCUGGGAAUAAGGAAACUACACUGCACCAGGAACUACAUCCACGCCAAUCUGUUUGUGUCUUUCAUCUUGCGAGCUGUGUCAGUUAUCGUCAAGGAUACGAUGCUGGAGCGUCACUGGGGCCGAGAGAUCAUGAGGCAGACGGACUUGGGAGAGAUGCUAAGUCACCAGGCUGCAAUUGGCUGCCGGUUAGCCCAGGUACUGAUGCAGUACUGUGUUCUGGCCAAUCAUUAUUGGUUUUUUGGAGAAGCCAUCUACUUGUAUUCCGUGCUGAUUGCCUCAGUCUUCAUAGACCACAACAAGUACCUCCCAUACAUCUGCCUUGGUUGGGGGACUCCUUUAUUAUUUGUCAUACCUUGGAUGUUGGCUAAACUGUUGAAAGAGAACAAUGAAUGCUGGGCUGUUAAUGAGAACAUGAACUACUGGUGGAUAAUUCGUUUUCCCAUCCUGUUUGCUUCCUUGAUCAAUUUUAUGAUAUUCAUGAAGAUUGUGAAGGUUAUACUCUCCAAACUGCGUGCCAGCAACCAGAAUGGCUACCCUGAUUACAAGUUCCGGCUGGCCAAGGCUACCUUGACACUCAUCCCUCUGUUUGGUAUACAUGAAGUCAUCUUCAUCUUCGCUACUGAUGAACAAACCACUGAUACUCUGCGCUACAUCAAAGUGUUUUUCACGCUGUUUCUCAACUCAUUUCAGGGCUUUUUGGUGGCUGUGCUUUACUGUUACUCAAACAAAGAGGUAAAGACAGAGCUGCGAAAUAAACUGCGUAACUGGAGGAUGGAUGUGGAGACCAUGUGCUGUAGACAGUGACUAACCGGAACGGAAUCUCGAGUCGAGCCCUUCUCCAUCGCAACCGCCCGAGUGGAUAACGUGUCUUCGGCCACGCCGACUCGAGCCAUGUCGGAUGAUUCACUGGCUCCACAUUCGCAAACUGUCAGGCAGCUACCUCUGAUGAUCUCCCAUGCGCCACGGACCUCUCUACCACACUGCCCCCCUGAGGCAAACCACGACAACGUGCCAGAGUCCUUUCGCAAUGAGGCUACAGGGUCAACUCUGUCAAUGCAGGUGUCCUUUCUGGUUCACCUGAGAGACCCUGUGGAGCUCCCUCCAAACGUUGUAGAUGUAGAUUCUGAUUAAGUGAUGUUCUACUUGUGUUGGCCUACUUAUGUUG